Sphenostylis stenocarpa is the source of this 168-nucleotide messenger RNA. The record is from the annotation of a GenBank genome assembly. NCBI's taxonomy places the organism in Eukaryota, Viridiplantae, Streptophyta, Magnoliopsida, Fabales, Fabaceae.
GGUUUGCUGACUUAUAAAGUUGAUGUAUACAGCAUACCACAUAAAGCUGAUGACAAGUUGACUUUCUUAUCCUCAAUUGUUUGGCUAAAGGAACAACGGACGGUUACCCUUCAACAGAAUCUGGGCGGCUACGAGAAAAGAAAAGCAUCCUAUGCCCCACAAUCCUAA